CUGGUCGACAAGACGGCGAGGGUCAGGUGCUCGUGGUCUGGUUCACUACAUCUGGGCUGGGUCUUGUUCUGUCACAUAAAGACGAGACCAACUUCUCGAGCUUCCCGCCAACUCUAUUAGAAUACCGGCAGACAGUAAAUCACCCAUCUCGCAGUUGGUCACAACGCCCCUAGAUACCUACAACACAACGGCAUACCCUCAAAGCACAUUGUCACAUACCGUUACUAUCAACUAUAAUCAUGGCUGAAAAGGACAUUGCUAGUGGCAACGUCCCUAUUGACGAGACGCCAAUUUCACCCAAUCAACCGGACCCGGCUCGCAAGAAUUCACUUGAGAACCAUCUGAUGCAUCGACCCGAUAGGCAGGAGCUUGUGGAAAAGAACAUCCUCCCUGCGUCGAUGGCCGCACCAGGUCUUCAGGCACAGCAGAAGGAGCUUGAGAAAAACAUGCGGGCAGAUUCGUUGAACGAGAAGAUUUCCCACCGGCCUGCGCCAGAGGCCUUGAUUAAAGACGGUCUUCUCCGCGAGGACCCUCGUUCGCCUGAAGAAAAGUACGAAGAGGCGAUCGAGGAGGAAUUUGCUAAACGUGAGGGGGGCGCUUAAUUAGUGGGGUAGCCAAACCUCGGGGGUGACUAUGCGGGAACUAGGGCGCAAGGAGUAAAGAAGUUUGAGCACGUCUUAUGUUUGAUGACCCGUGUUUUUUUUGUUUAUUCUGGGGAUAUUCGGAUUUCACGGAAACCUCUCCUGAAGCCAGACAGGCAGGGUGGAGACGGGACAGUAGGGAGAAUGCAGUAAGGUAGUAGUCACUUCCAUCUAAGUUCCAUGUCGGUUGAGCCGGGGACUGGUUGGUAUGAUGUCCUAGCCAUUAUAGCAACGGACAGAAGUUCGAGUGCCAUGCUUGCCUUUUAAUACGUAUGGUUCAUUAUAUUGUAGGUCAGGUUAAGUCAUCUACAGUUCUGACGUAGAGGCAAGAAGAGCCGCCAAUAGCUCUCCACGGUAC
This is a messenger RNA of Lasiosphaeria miniovina, 999 nucleotides long. RefSeq lists its product as uncharacterized. Gene Ontology annotation, molecular function: transcription coactivator activity. The coding region runs from base 240 to 602 and encodes 120 amino acids. Gene Ontology annotation, cellular component: nucleus. Lineage: Eukaryota; Fungi; Ascomycota; Sordariomycetes; Sordariales; Lasiosphaeriaceae. The record is from RefSeq and is a predicted model, not a curated record. The transcript has 3 exons. Gene Ontology annotation, biological process: positive regulation of transcription by RNA polymerase II.